Molecule: messenger RNA, 831 nt
Organism: Tauraco erythrolophus (red-crested turaco)
Lineage: Eukaryota; Metazoa; Chordata; Aves; Musophagiformes; Musophagidae
Gene: KCNRG
Product: potassium channel regulator
Biological process (GO): negative regulation of delayed rectifier potassium channel activity; protein homooligomerization
Cellular component (GO): endoplasmic reticulum
Molecular function (GO): protein binding
Source: RefSeq, a predicted model, not a curated record
AUGAGUAAUCGAGAGGUGGUCGUUCUGAGCGUGGGAGGAAUGAGAUUUGUAACCCGGGCUUCCACCUUGCAGCAGUUCCCUGAGUCCCGGCUAGCACAGAUGUUGAACGAUGAUGACCGAGAAUUUAAACUAGUCAAUGGAGAGUUUUUUGUGGACAGAGAUGGAACUUUGUUUAGUUACAUCAUGGACUUCUUGAGGACUCUUCAGGUCUCCUUACCUGCUGAUUUCUCAGACUACCAGAGGCUGCAGAGAGAAGCAGAAUUCUAUGGGCUCUACCCUCUGGCCGACCUCCUGAGCCAGGAACACUUGCUGAAGCCAAGGCUGGAGAUCUUGGAAGUGCGCUUUUCUCUCCAAGAGAUGCAGGCCUUUUUCCGGAUCUUUGGUUCCUGCAGUACCACUGUUGAGACACUAGCUGAACAGAUCACCGUGUUUACAGGGCUGCAGUCAGGACAGAGCUGGAACAGCCCUUUUCCUUCUCAGAAACCACUCGUUCCACUUCCUUUGGAAAGACCUUCUCAUCACGACAUGGUUUUUCAGUGCGGUACUGACUACUCUGCUGGUGACCAGUUUGUGGCCAGGUACGUUUCCAUAAAGCCUGAUAAUAGAAAGCUGAUUAAUGGUGCUAAUGUGCUGGGCCUGCUGCUUGACACUUUACUCAAAAGUGGAUUUCGCCUCAUAAGCACCAGGACAGUCUCCCGUGAAGAAAAAGUCGAAUGCUACAGUUUUGAAAGGAUGAGGAGGCCAGCAGGCCUUGGUGUCACGGUGAACCAGACCCCCGGGAGCUGCCGGACAGCACAGGCAAAGAGAAGCCAAGUGCAGAAAGGGAAAUAA